Molecule: messenger RNA, 1491 nt
Organism: Nerophis lumbriciformis (worm pipefish)
Lineage: Eukaryota; Metazoa; Chordata; Actinopteri; Syngnathiformes; Syngnathidae
Source: RefSeq, a predicted model, not a curated record
AUGGCUGCUGUGUCCUCUGCCUCUGACACUGUUUCAGCAGGGGACGGCAGAGGUCGUCACCCUCCUGAACGCCGGCUGCUGAUCCUUGGGGGCCCAAAAUCUGGUAAGACCUCUUCAGCCAACACCAUUCUGGGAGAAGAAAUAUUUGACCCCGGGACAGAGACUACUCACAGCAACGUGGGUCAGACAGAGAUCUUCGGACGUCGGGUCACUGUGGUAGACACGCCCCCGUGGGUCGUCCCUAGUGACCCGGAGGAUGACACCGAAACGGAUGAUAAUGGAAAUACUGGCGCAGAGUCAGAGAGCCUCCCAAGACCCCCACCAAGCCUUGACAGUGAGGGGCCCUGCAUGGGGGCCAUCCUCUGCCCACCUGGACCUCACGCAAUUUUGCUGGCGGUGUCGGUCACGCAGCCUUUCACUGAUAUCGAGAGGAGAGCCGCGGAAGAGCAACUUGGGGCCCUUGGAGGCGGAACGUGGAGAUACUCCAUGGUGCUCUUCACUGGAGUGGACAAGUUACAGAAAGGAGUCUUCAUUGAAGAGCACAUUGCAAACACAGGAGAGGCCCUGCAGUGGCUGGUGGAAAGAUGUGGAAGCAGGUACCAUGCUUUUGAUAACAGCUGGAAAGACACCGAGGACAAUACACAAGUACCUGAGCUGAUGGAAAAAGUGGAGGAAAUGAUCACUGACAAUCAAGGCUGGUACUUUGAGGUGAACGAGUUAAUUUUGCUGGAGGAAGAGCAGGCCAGGAGAGCACUGGAUGAGGAGAGGAUGAGGAUGGAGGAGCAUGCUCGGCAGAGAGAGCAGAUGAUCGGAGGUCCUCCCAGAGAGCUAAGGUUGCUGCUGUUAGGCUGGAAGGGUGUUGGAAAGAGCUCCGUGGGGAACGCCAUCUUGGGCCGUCGGUUCUUUGAGUCGGGCCAGGAGACGGACCUCUGUCUUCGCAGGCAGGCACUAGUGUCCGGUCGGCGAGUCACCAUAGUCGACACCCCGGGUUGGGAUUGGUUUUCAGUGCGGCGCACACCGAAGCGCAUCCGUCAAGAGUCGCAGCGUGGUGCCGCCCUUCUGCGACCGGGACCCCACACGCUGCUGCUGGUUCUCCCGGUUGUCUCCUCCCUCACUGCCAGGAAAAGAAGAACACUUUUGGCUCACAUUGAGACUCUUUUUGGGGACAGCGCCUGCCUCCACACCAUGGUGCUGUUCAGUUGUGGCGACUGGCUAGGCCGCACCCCCAUUGAGGAGCACAUACUCAGAGGGGGACGGGAACUGCAAAGACUGCUGGAGUAUUGUGGGAACUAUUACCACGUCUUGGACAGUAAGACCCCUGGCAAGGACAGGAGUGUCUCAAACCUCCUGGAUAGGAUCGAGGAGAUGAUCAGGGAGAACGGGGACAAAGCCUUCCUUCCUGUCCAGACCGAGUGGUUGAGCGAGGAGAGCUCUUACUCAUCGGACAACACUGAGCCCGAGGAUGACUGUCGAGGGUGCCAACUGCAGUGA